Molecule: messenger RNA, 1677 nt
Organism: Melitaea cinxia (Glanville fritillary)
Lineage: Eukaryota; Metazoa; Arthropoda; Insecta; Lepidoptera; Nymphalidae
Gene: Atg6
Product: beclin-1-like protein
Exons: 1
Coding region: 213-1493 (426 amino acids)
Biological process (GO): cellular response to nitrogen starvation; autophagosome assembly; late endosome to vacuole transport
Cellular component (GO): phosphatidylinositol 3-kinase complex, class III, type I; phagophore assembly site; phosphatidylinositol 3-kinase complex, class III, type II
Source: RefSeq, a predicted model, not a curated record
AUUUAGCAUCUGCGCAAAUCGAAAGUACUCUUUGUUUGAUUUUCUAAGUAUUUUCAAAACUAGUAAACGACUUUAAAUUAAAUUAACAAAGAGAGAUAUUAUAUAAUACAGUAUAUAACGAAUACUUUAACUUACACUUAUAGAAACAAAGUACAUAAACUGUCUGAUUAAAUGUGCUUUGUUUACGCUGUAUUCAAAAUUAUUGUGAUACAAUGAGUGAAACGAAAUCUUUUGUCAAUUUUUCUUGUCAACGGUGUCUGCAGCCUCUAAAGCUCGACGAAUCUUUGAAUAAUCUUGGAGAACACACUAUCGCAGAUCUAACGCUUCAAAUACGACGAAACAAUGAAGCAGACCUAGAUUUGCAGUCCUCUAGCCUAGAGCACUAUGUCCCGCCAUUUCGUAUGACUGAAUCAGGUAAUGGAACAAAUGGGUUCAUGGUUAUUUCUGACGGAUGGGAAACAACGUCGUCAGGGCACCAGUUACAUGUCAAAGCCACCUUAUUCGACUUACUCUCAAAUAAUUCUGAUGUCGACCACCCACUGUGUGAUGAAUGCACAGACACGCUCUUAGAAUUAAUGGAUAACCAGUUACGACAAACGGAGGAUGAAUGGAGAGACUACAAUGAGUAUUUAAAAAAAUUAGAGGAUGACAAAGAAGAUUUAAACUUAGAAGGGCUGGAAAAAGAACUAGAGGAUUGGAAACAAGAACAAGAUAGGUUAUUACUUGAAUUAUCAGCGUUGCAAAAAGAAGAAAAGGCUAUGAAAGAUCAGAUAGAAGUUCAAGAGAAAGAGAAAGAGAGAUUGGAAGUUGAACAAGAUAUCUAUUGGAGAGAAUACACACGGUAUAAAAAAGAUUUAAUGACGACGGAAGACCAAAUGAAGUUUUACGAAUGUCAACUUUCAUACACACAAGCUCAAUUGGACAAAUUAAAAAAGACAAAUAUAUUUUUAGCAACUUUUCACAUUUCUGAUUCUGGGAAUUUCGGUAUAAUAAAUAAUUUCAGGUUAGGUCGGUUACCGACUGCUCCCGUUGAUUGGUCGGAAAUUAAUGCGGCAUGGGGUCAAACUGUUCUACUACUCUCCUCCUUGGCUAGAAAGAUAAAUUUCUGCUUCCAACGUUACCGGUUAAUACCAUACGGUAAUCAUUCAUACAUAGAAGUUUUAGAAGACCUGAAAGUAUUGCCACUGUAUGGUUCAGGUGGAUUUCGUUUUCUAUGGGAUACCAAGUUUGAUGCUGCGAUGGUCGCAUUUCUGGAUUGCUUACAACAAUUUCAGGAGCAUGUUGAGAAGGGCAAUCAGGGCUUUUGCUUGCCCUACAGGAUUGAUAAAGGAAAGAUAGAAGACAAGGCAUCUCCUCCACACACCUAUUCGAUCAAAAUUCAGUUUAAUUCCGAGGAGCAUUGGACCAAAGCUCUUAAAUACAUGCUAACGAAUUUAAAAUGGGCGAUUGCAUGGAUUUCAAAUCAAAUUAGGGAAGACAAAGUAGAGACAUAGUAUUUAAAAGCUUUAUUUUCUGUGAUUUAAUAAUAUAAGAUAUUGUUAAGUAUGUUAAUUUUGUAUAAUUAUUAAGUAGCAAAUAUUUGUGAUGUUACUCAUAUACUAAUAUUAAGAAAUAAAAAUGGCUAAUGAAUUAUGUGUAAAAUUUCAGUGAGAGAUAUAUAAAUGAUUUUUUGAAUAU